UUAAAAUCUGUGUCCUUUAUUUUUCACUCUCUCAUCAACGACUUUCUUCAACUCCACCCAACCCAGCAUUUUUGCUUCGCGGCCAUCAAAUAUUCAGACAGUCUUUGGCAACUCCGACUAAAUUCGAAAUCAAACAGAAAAUGGCUGGUAUUACGUGUCUAAAACACUGUCUCACCAAUCCAAUCUAUCCAACCUCACAACCAAACCCUCAAUUAGGUCAAAAGAUCAAUUCAAUCAGAAUUUCAUCAAAAAAAUUGCUUCUUAAUCAGCACUCACAAAAUCUCUCUAUCUACAAUUCAAACCGUUCCAGAUUUGGGUUUCAAAUUCGAGCAAAAGAAAACGACGAUGUUACGACUGAUCCUAAACCUUUAGAAGAGAUUGUCAGUGAAGGAAUUGCAACAGCAGUUGCAGAGUUACCAAAGAAUAAAGAAAUUACUAAUUUGAAGAAGGAUUUGGUUGAUUUACUUUAUGGUACUGAUCGUGGAUUAAGAGUAAGUACUGAAACUAGUGCUCAAAUCCUUGAACUCAUUACUCAACUUGAAGCCAAAAAUCAACCAACUCAAGACUUGACUCUUCUUAAUGGAAAAUGGAUUCUGCAGUACACAUCGUUCACGGGGUUGCUGCUGUUGCUGGGGAGAGGAACGUUGUCAUUAGUGAAGGUGGAGGAGAUUUCCCAGACGAUAGAUGCUGAGAAUUUAACGGUCCAGAAUUCGGUUGUAUUUGCUGGGCCGUUGGCUACCGCUUCAUUGACAACCAAUGCCAAAUUUGAAGUUACGAGUCCUAAACGUCUUCAGAUAAAAUUUGAGGAAGGAAUCAUUGGAACACCCCAACUGACCAACUCCAUUGAGUUUCCGGAGAGCGUAGAGUUUCUUGGACAGAAAAUCGAUUUCACACCUUUCAAGGGUUUGAUUACACCCAUUCAAGACACUGCAGCGUCUGUCAUCAAGUCCAUAUCUAGUCAACCACCAUUAAAGAUCCCCAUCACAGGUGACAAAGCGCAAUCGUGGUUAUUAACGACAUAUCUUGAUGAUGAACUUCGCGUCUCAAGGGGAGACGGAGGAACAAUAUUCCUUCUCGUCAAGGAAGGCAGUUCCUUAUUGACACCAUAAAUGUUAAUUUUGAUACAUCCUCAUAGGGUACAGUAUAAAGAUUACACUGUUUUAGGUUCAUUUUGCAGUAUCACGUUAAUGUUUAGAUUAAUAAUGUUUCAUACCAAUUGAUUCCUUAAUAAUGUUGUAGAUUUUACAAAACGUUGAAUAUAUGCACCAAAUCAUUGCAUAAUACGGCCAUAGUGGAUGGUCGCUUAAUGUACAACUCAAAUGUAUUAAAAGCUAAGGAGUCGAGGUUGGCAGGAUGACUGCA
This is a messenger RNA of Papaver somniferum (opium poppy), 1362 nucleotides long. Its product is annotated as light-induced protein, chloroplastic-like. The transcript is spliced from 3 exons. NCBI's taxonomy places the organism in Eukaryota, Viridiplantae, Streptophyta, Magnoliopsida, Ranunculales, Papaveraceae. The coding region runs from base 141 to 1109 and encodes 322 amino acids. The record is from RefSeq and is a predicted model, not a curated record.